CGCCAGAUGGGAACUAUCCCGUUCGUCUGGAGUACAUAAAUGGGACCGUGAGAGAAGAGAGAAGAUGGAGAAUCGAGCUCACAUCGCCACCCUUUUGUUGUUGGUCUGCUCGCAGUGGUCGUCGGUGGAUGGCCAGUGCGGCGGGACCUUCACGGAGCCCACGGGAAGCUUCGAGUCCCCGAAUUACCCGGAUAAUUACAACGAUUCCAUAACCUGCGAGUAUCGAAUCGAUGUGGGAUCGGAAUACUGGGUCGAACUCACGUUCGUCGACUUCGACCUCGAAUGGAGCUACGACUUCCCUUGCCCUCUCGACAACGUCCUGAUCGUCAGAUACGGUUCCGAAGGGACCGAGAUGUACUCUGGACAUCUGGGAACCGUCGGACCGAUUCACGAGCCGGGCGGUCAGCUGGAUGUCAUAUUCAAGACGGACGGCUCCAUCAACAGCAGAGGUUUCCUUGCGGAGUAUCGGUCCUACCAGUCGGGAUGCGAUGAAGGCUGGCUGGAGUACGAGCGAGCCUGCUAUUUCUUCAUGGACGAGCCGAAGACGCCACUCGAAGCGCAACGGGAAUGCGAGGAGUUAGAGGCGGACCUCGUCAGCAUUCACAGCGAUGGAGAGAAGAAUUUCAUCGACGCCUUCUUUGCGGACGGAUCCGCUCACAUCCGGGUGGAUCGGCGGGCCGGGAGCGAUUCGCCCGGCUCUUCCGAGCUUCCUCGAGCCUGCAUGAGAUCGAUGCUGAGAACUGCUCCGGCGAAGAUUCCGGAUUUUGAGACCAUCGGCAGCGAUUCUGUUUGAAUCGGGACGAAUGAAUAAAGACGACAAGGAAGAAUGGGAGCUCGUGUUUUAUUCGCUUUUCGAUCCUCGCGUCUCGAUGCAAAGGGUCGACAGGAAACGAGAUGAGAAAUGGC
Messenger RNA from Darwinula stevensoni, 906 nucleotides. Lineage: Eukaryota; Metazoa; Arthropoda; Ostracoda; Podocopida; Darwinulidae. The record is from the annotation of a GenBank genome assembly.